AUGCUGAAUGGCAAAGUUCUUGCUCAGGAAGCACCUCAUUUGAACCUGGGAGGUUUCUCUCUCAGGAGAAGAGAGCCUGCACCCACAGAAGUUUCAGCUCCACAAAAAGUUGAACGAGGAUCCGACCUUCUGGGUGGAAUGUUAGGUGAACUGGUUCCACAGCUGGCAGGGUCUUCUUUGAGCCCAUCCCCGUCACCAACUCCUGCACCUUCUGGAACUCAGGCACCCGCCUCGCCUCAGGAUUCUGGAGCUAAUGCCAAAAGAGGUCCUAACAUACUAGCUGAACUUGAAGGGCUAGUUCCAAUAUUGGCCCAGUCCUCUACUCCAGCAUCAGUGCCUGCAACUCCAACUCCUACACCAAGUUCAUCCGGAGCUCCCGAGGCAUCUGCCUCCACCGACCCGUUUGCAAACCCAAAUUUCCCAUUCAGGCCUUCAAUGGAAAAGCGAUUGAGGCCUACUCCGAGACAGGAGUCUCCCGAGGAAGGUGAUUCCUAG
This is a messenger RNA of Penicillium macrosclerotiorum, 495 nucleotides long. RefSeq lists its product as uncharacterized. The transcript has a single exon. Bases 1 to 495 code for a protein of 164 amino acids. Lineage: Eukaryota; Fungi; Ascomycota; Eurotiomycetes; Eurotiales; Aspergillaceae. The record is from RefSeq and is a predicted model, not a curated record.